GAGGUUUAAAAAUAACUGAUUUGGGGGGAGGAUCUCUGCCGGAAGUGUGCAGCUGGAUAAGCUGGAGUGGAAAGGGGCAGCCAUGUUGGAUGUGGGGGAGGGGACUGGCCUGAGACAGGACCACUGGGGCUGAGAGUUGUGAGAGGGUUGGGGCAGCUGCUGCCCCUGUGGUCUGACGACAUGUACCGAGGCAGAGCCUUAAGGCCCACUGAGGGGGCGGCAGGAUUGUCUAACCUGGGGUGCAUGGGAGAGAGGGAGCCAGAAUGACUUCAUCCCUUAGGUCUGACCUGGCCUGGAACCAGAUGAGGGAGGAGUGGCUCCUUCCCCUCUCUGAGCAUGGGUGCCUGUCCUGGGGGUCUCUUUUUGUACACAACCAGACAACUACUCUGUUGCAAGUAGCAAGCUGCCCACCCAGGGAGGGAUGGGGCCCUGGCAUCGGCAGCAUUGCCAACAGGCCUCUGGGUGUGGGACCCAGGCGAUGAGGUUGUGGCUGGGGACACUGCUCACAAUGAGGUGCUGCCAACUCAGUCCAUCGAUCAGGAAACCACCCGGUUCUUCCCAACCUCAAACUAAGUGAAAGAAAUCUUUCUGUGUGUUUCCCCAUCCCUCUCUCUCUUCCCAGUUUCUCUAAAAAUACCAGGGCUCCUGUGUUUGUUCCCUAUUCCAGUUGUAACAAAUUACUUCAAACCGAGUGACUUAAAGCAACAUACAUUUAAUAUCUUACAGUUCUAAAGACCCCAACAGAGGUCUCACUGGCUAAAAUCAAGGUGUGGGCUGGUCUGCAUUCCUCAAGGGGGGUUUAGGGGAAAAUCCAUCUCCUUACCUUUUCCACCUUCCACAGGGCACCUGCAUUGUGUGGCUAUGGCCCUGCAUUCCGACCUCUGCUUCCUCUCACUUUCCCCACUCUGACUCACCUGCCUUCUUCUUUUGCUUAGGAGGACCUUUGUUCCACCGCCACCCUUCAGAAUGGCCAACAGAGGACCUGCCUAUGGCCUGAGCCGGGAGGUGCAGCAGAAGAUUGAGAAACAGUACGAUGCAGACCUGGAGCAGAUCCUGAUCCAGUGGAUCACCACCCAGUGCCGCAAGGACGUGGGCCGGCCUCAGCCUGGGCGUGAGAACUUCCAGAACUGGCUCAAGGAUGGCACGGUGCUGUGUGAGCUCAUUAACGGACUGUACCCUGUGGGCCAGGCCCCAGUGAAGAAGAUUCAGUCCUCCACCAUGGCCUUCAAGCAGAUGGAGCAGAUCUCCCAGUUCCUGCAAGCCGCCGAGCGCUACGGCAUCAACACCACCGACAUCUUCCAGACUGUGGACCUCUGGGAAGGAAAGAACAUGGCCUGUGUGCAGCGGACGCUGAUGAACCUGGGCGGGCUGGCAGUAGCCCGGGAUGAUGGGCUUUUCUCUGGGGAUCCCAACUGGUUUCCUAAGAAGUCCAAGGAGAACCCUCGGAACUUCUCCGACAACCAGCUGCAAGAGGGCAAGAAUGUGAUUGGGUUACAGAUGGGCACCAACCGUGGGGCGUCUCAGGCAGGCAUGACUGGCUAUGGGAUGCCACGCCAGAUCCUCUGAUCCACCCCAGCCCUGCUCCUGCCCUUCCUUGGAUGGUUACUAUUUUAGCAGUUACAUUCCCCAAGAGUCCCCGGGAGCCCUCAAGCUCCCCUCUGCCAGGGUAGGGGCCUGGCUUAGCGUAUCUCUGGGGGUGCCCAAUGGUGGCCUCUCCCCCUGUGCUUACUAAUACAUUCCCUUUUCCAAACCCACAAAAACUGGACCAACUGGCUUCUUUUUCCCUGGGACCAAAAUUUAGGGCCUCUUCCUCCUCCUCCGUACCUCUUCUCCCCCGAUCUCUGUGCCCUGAAUCCAUUCCUUGGCUGGGGAUCAGCAACAUUGCCUUUGGGCCUGCCUUCCACAAAUAUGCCUCCCCCACAGCUGUGGUUGCAGGGACUUAAUUUAUAGGGAGGGGUCUGUGGCAGCUGCCACCCCUGCCACAGCUGGACUGGGCUCACCACACAUUGGAGGCAGCUUGCCCUGGCAGAGGCCCUCUUGGCUUCUCAUUUUCCAUUCCCCUCGCUGUGGCUAAGGGGUGGGGUGAGGGGAGAGGGGGCUGCCCACUGUGGGCUGGGGCCUGAAGAAUCCGAGUGUGCUGAUUUAAAUAAAGAAUAUCCCUUUUUUUGGAUGGACUCUGGCUGUGUCUGGGGCCACGGAGCCCAGUGUUGGAGAGGGAAUAUGGGGGGAGUGCAGUGACUGAAGAACAUGGUGGGGGGGGUUGAGAUGAAGGGUUGCAGUCCUCACCCCCCUCUCUGAUUCCCUUCUCCAUCUUUCUCUCUUGGUUUAGGUGAGGGUAGGUUGGGGUUGAAGGGACAGGUCCUCUCAGUUCCUCUUGGGCUAGGAGCCAUAAUGCAGGACAUGUGGGCACUGUCCACAGGGAGUGGCCCUUCACCUAGCCAGGGAGUUGGGC
Molecule: messenger RNA, 2452 nt
Organism: Molossus molossus (Pallas's mastiff bat)
Lineage: Eukaryota; Metazoa; Chordata; Mammalia; Chiroptera; Molossidae
Gene: TAGLN2
Product: transgelin 2
Exons: 5
Coding region: 967-1566 (199 amino acids)
Molecular function (GO): protein binding
Source: RefSeq, a predicted model, not a curated record